Molecule: messenger RNA, 2392 nt
Organism: Puntigrus tetrazona (Sumatra barb)
Lineage: Eukaryota; Metazoa; Chordata; Actinopteri; Cypriniformes; Cyprinidae
Gene: nostrin
Product: nitric oxide synthase trafficking
Exons: 15
Coding region: 59-1759 (566 amino acids)
Biological process (GO): signal transduction
Cellular component (GO): cytoplasm; plasma membrane
Molecular function (GO): protein binding
Source: RefSeq, a predicted model, not a curated record
CAGGGAACGGACGGGGUCAAAGUUCGACCUGCAGAGCUAAGGCACGACCAGUGUGAAGAUGAAGGACCCGCUGAGCAGCUGUUCUUAUAAUCUGCUGUAUCAAGAUCUGAAGAGAAUCUCUAAGAAUGGCGAGUAUUUCUGCAAAGAGCUCUUGGCCGUCUUCCAGCAAAGAUCUGAACUGGAGAUCAGCUACUCCAAAGGACUCCAGAAGAUCGCAGGGAAACUUCUUAAGGUCUCGAAAGAGAUGUGUGACAACUCCACGUAUCGCGCAUGGUCCUUCAUAUCAGAUGAAAUGUACGCCUCAGCAGAUGCCCACCGCAUACUGGGAAAUGCUCUCAGCCAAGACGCUAUUCAGGAAAUCCGUCAGAUCCUAGAUGAACACGGGAAAAGAAAAAGGCCGCUCGACAAUGCCGUCGAAAAGUCUGGAAAGCUUGUUCUUACAAACUGGAGCGAACAAAUUAAGCUGAAGAAGAAGCUGACUGGGUUGACGAGAGAACACGAGGCUCUCUUCAGCUUUGUGGAAAAAAAUAAGCAGAUCUGCACAGAAAAGGAAAAACAGAAGAUGUUGAACAGAUUGACUAAAUCAGCAGAGCUUCAGGCCAGAGUUGAUGAGGAAUAUUUUAACACCAACAUGGAGGGUCACCACAUCCGGCUGAAGCUGGAGAACACGCUGAAAACCUGCUACCAGAUUGUUCAGGAGCUGGAGAAGCAAAGAAUAGAGACCCUGUCCAACACCCUGGACAAGUACAGUCUCUUCAUGUCCGUCUACGCACAGACCGUCAUACACAGUCACAAACAGAUCGAGCAGGCCGUACGCAAAGUUGACGUGGAAAAAGACAUUCAGUCGCUGGUGGAGGCUGUCAGCGCUACAGCGGACGAAAGCAAAGCUGAAUUUCUCAUGGCUGACUACUUCGUGAGUUUAAAAAAGCGACGCAAUUUUCGUUGCAGAAUGGAUACAAAUUUGCCGUGUGUGUGUGUGUUGAUGCAGGAGGAAGAAGGAAAAACGGUCAUGGGAAAAGACAGAAGGAGAGACGGCAUCAGGACCAAACUUCAGCGUCUGGAGGACUGCAUCGCGAAAACAAAAAGUGACAGAGAAGGUUUGGAGAAAAUGGUUAAAGCAUACACAGAACAGCCAAACUUCUCCAACCAAAAAAACCUGGAGGAAACAGAACAGUCACUGGAUGAGGCCAUCCUCAAACUGGACCUUUUGGAAGCGACGCAUUGCAAACUGACUCACAGUCUGGCAGAGAUAGAGAGCAAACCAAAAUCAAAGCAUCGAUUCAGCGACAGCAUCACUAAAUGGAAAGAAAAGGACGGCGAGCACAGCGUGGUGCAGCUUUCUCGACCGGUGAGGAUCAAAAAGACCCCGUUCAGAUCACGUCAGUCCAUGAGGAGCGCUGCGAUCAAUAAAAGCGCGCCGACCGCCCAAACCCCCGACACGACGGCCGAAGAGCCCUCGGCCGAGACGGCUGGUGUCGCUCACAAUAACACAGACGGCCAGCAAAGCGGGCCUGUUAACGGAAGCACGUCUGAAUCUGAAGAGGAUAAAGGCUCGCUUGGCAGAUGCAAGGCUUUAUACAGCUUCACGUCAGAAAAAGAGGACGAGUUAAACAUUAACGAAGGAGACGUGCUGGACAUCUUUCAGAAGGACGACACGGGCUGGUGGUUCGGUGAGCUGAACGGACGGAGAGGAUAUUUCCCGUCCACGUACGUGAAAGAACUGCCGGUUUUCACCGAGACGAAGUCCUCGGAAGCUUAGCCUCAAAAGAGCACGUGAUGGAAAAGGUCACCGACCUCGACGCCGCCGAAUCGCGAUUGAAUCGAGCUGUAGGGUUAAACACAAAAACUGAAAAAAAAGGAAAUCGUUCGAAUGAAUCGACUCCAAAGAACAAUUAGCUCGCGAAUCAACUAUUAAUGUGAGUCGAGUAAUUUUACAGAUGAUGAGAUUCUAGCCGAUAAAAUGUUUUAGAGCAGAGCGUAAAUGUAUUUGCAAGAAAACUUGCUGCAAAAGAGUUUCUCGGUGUGUGCGUUUUGGUUUUAUUUCAUGAAAGGAGGUCUACAAAUGAAAUCCACUGUUAGAAUUUUAUUGUGAAAAAGAAAUUUACGUAAUGAAACGCAUACGUUUUAGACACUGUAGUAUAAAACUAAGAAAUUGUAAAGCACUUUAAGAGUUUUUUUAUGACUUGUAUAAAAGGUUUACUGUUAAAAAUUAAGAACUGAAACGAUUACAUAUUUCAUAUUGAGUAACUACCGAUGGUUUAGGUAAAUAAAAGAUCGAUUUAUGUGCUGAUAAUGUCUGUAAAUAUGGCGUCUGGGUUUCUGACUGUUUGUUUUAAAUGCAUUUGAAAUGAAAAAAAUAAUAAUAAUAAAAAAAAAAAAAAAAAAAAAAAAA